This is a messenger RNA of Chironomus riparius, 5135 nucleotides long. The record is from the annotation of a GenBank genome assembly. NCBI's taxonomy places the organism in Eukaryota, Metazoa, Arthropoda, Insecta, Diptera, Chironomidae.
AAAACUUUGCAUAUCUCUAUUGUUUUCACUUUUUGUGUGCAUAUUUGACAGGAAAUUUGUGAAAUUUCGCUUAAAUGUAGUAACUUGUCAUUAUGAAUUCCGACUGUUUACUACAAGAUCAAGAAAACAUUUCAGAUUCUGAAUCUUCAGAAGCUACAAUUCUUUCUUCAAAUGAAAGUUUUAGUGAAUCUGUUCCAGAAAAUUGUGAGGUUGCAAAAAUUUUAGAUCAUAAAUUACAGCUUCCAAAAGAUUUGUGCGAAGACGGUCAAAUUUUUCAUGAACUUUUUUCAACUUCUACUUGGAAUGGAUUAUCAAAUGAAGAAAAAGAGCAUUUAACAAAGUUUCUUCCUGAAUUCCCUGAAAACUCCAAACGAGAGCAGGAUAACACCGUGCAGUUGCUAUUUUCAAAUAAAAUAUUUCGAUUUGGACAAACACCACUUGAUCAGUUUCAUGCAAAUCUGCAAGAUGGUAAUUACCGUCCAGAUAUUGCUCAUUAUAGAAAAUGUAUUUUGAAGGAAGAAGAACGAGACCAACGUAUACGUGAAUGUGAAAGAAUAAGUUUAUUGGCAGAAAAAAUGGUAAUAUCUCGAGAAAAGCAACUAAGAUAUGCUUAUACAUCUGGAGAUACUCAUCUAAAUUCAGAUGAUAAAUUAUCACGUUCAAAACUGUCAGCUUCGAUUGCAGCAAUGCGUGGAAAUAAAAGAUAUUUUCAAGAGCUUCUUAAAGUCUUUGACGAGUUAAAUUAUUCAUUAUCAGAUGAUGAAACUAUUCCAAAUAGAUCCCAUCUACAACUGACAAAGAAACAAAUUAAGCAAUUUAGUGAUCAGGAUAAUGUUGAAUCUGUAGCCGACUUUAGAAUUGUCAGCACGACAUCAACAAAGGAAAAAAAUUGGGAUCAUAUGACAGAAUCAAUAAUAUCCAAUGAAAAAUAUAAACAAAUGUUAAGGAAUUUUAGAAAGAGGAAAAACAUAGAACCAGAUCAUGCUGAAAUGGAAAUAGGCGAAAUUAAACUCAAAGAAAUAAUAUCAAGGUCGAGUCUUUUAAAUUCGAGGAAGAUUUUAAUUGGAAACAGUUGCACAAUUUCGAAUAAAAAGCCAUCAACAAGUGAUUCUAUUAGAAUAAAGCAAGAGACAUCUACAAAACCUAUUAUCAACUUAGGAAUAGCAGCAAAGAAUCAAAUUCAGAAGCCACAAAAUAAAAAUCUUUGUAAGGUUGAUGUCCAAGAAAAACCAUUAAAAUUAGGAUCACAAAGUGAAACGGAUGAAGAGGAUUGGAUUAAAGCGAACAUUAUCAAGAUUGAGCCGAAUGAAAAUUCAACGCAAUCAAAAGGAAAUAUGAAAUUAGAACAGAAAGUUCAAAAAAUACAACAGAAAAUGAAAAUUCCGUAUCAACAACAGCAGCAAUUAGCUAAUACUAAUGUUUUUAACAGAAAGAGAUCAAACAUUGACAAUGUUCAACCUAGGGCUGGUAAAAAAAUUAUCAUAGAUGCAGGAGGUAUCGUAAAACCAUCUUUUAUUACAAAGAAUAUGUCUACAAUUCAGAAUAAUAUUUCAAAGAAAAAUUUAGUCUUGGAUACUUCAAUAAAUACUGAAUAUGAAGUUGUUGAAUACUCUCCCGAAAUGACUCAUGAUACUCAAAAUUGCUUUUUGAGUUUGAUAAGAGACAUUUUUUGUUCCACCACUGAUCAUCGAAUUAAAUUAGAGGAAUUGCGAAAAAGAAUAAAUGUUUGGUUAAAAAAUCCUGUUGCAUUAACAAACAUAUGGUUCAAAGAUGUAGAGCAAUGGGGAAGCUUAUUAAUAUCGGCAGUUCAUUUUUUAUCUGGCGAAUUUUUAGAUCAGCCACAACAUUUUGUACCUUAUUUAGAAUUUAAAUCACAAAUGAACAUCUACCAAUGGAUAGGUGCUGGUCGUGAUAGUGAUGCAAGAAUGUUGAGUUUAAAUCAAUAUUGGUUAAGCCGACGUAAUGAUAUGGGAAUAAAAGCAUCAAAUGCAUUAAAACAAAAACCAUUUACAAAGAUAUUGACAAAUCCUGAAAAAAAUGAAAGCAAUUAUCUCUUACAAAGUAUUUCACCACCAAACCAUCGCUGUAGAUCAACAUGGAAGGUUCAAUGUCCUACAAAAUCAGAACUUGCUGAAUUUCAAACACAAGAGCAAAAACGAUAUGAAAAUCCAUACUUUCCUUUUAUUUAUUAUCAGCACGGUUAUGAGAGUGUUGUUGGUCCAUUACGUGAUAUGCAUUUACCUGUAUCAGUUAUAACAAAAGCGAGAGAUAAUAAUAUAUUAAUACCUGAUCGUCCUAAUUAUAUUACUACCGUGGCCAUAGUUAGAGAUGCAAUUGCCAGAUUGCCUAAUGGAGAAGGCACAUUUGAUGCCAUUUGUGAACUUGUAAAAUAUAGCAAAUUUUUAACAUUAAAUCUAAGUGAAAAUGUCAUAAGAUCUUUUGUUAGUACAGCACUAGAUACAAUAAGCUCUGAAAAUCAUGACUCUUCUGCUAAAUUUGAUAAUAAAAGAAAGUUAUGGGUUUAUAUGCAUCGUAAUCGUUCGGAAGAAGAAUUUGAAAGAAUAUAUCAACAACAACAAGGAAAUAUCAAACCAAAGAAAGCCGCGUAUAGAAAAAUAAAUCCAAUGGAAAAUAUUAUUCGAGUAUCAACAAACAAUUCAGGCAAUGGAAACUCAACAGGAAGUGCCACAACAAUCAAAGUUUCAAAAGUUAAUACCGAUUCUGAAAUGAUGCAACAAAUGCCAGCACUUGCAGCUUUUGAAACCAAAAAAAUUAAUCAAAUGCAUUCGUCACCUCCACCAUUGAAAAUUUCCCCAAAGAGAUUUAUUAAAACUGUUAAUAGUGAUAAAUCGAUUGAAGCUUUUGAUGUUGAGGCUUCUUUAGAUGCACAUACUACACCUAUAGUGAAAGCAUCAGAUAGUAAAACAAGUCGUGUAAUACUUAAAGCAACUCCCCAAAUGUCACAGUUACAAACAAAUAAUUUGAUGAUGGGUGCAAUAAGUGCUGGAAGGUCGCAAUCGACCAAGGUUACGACAGUUUUAGGAUCAAAAAAAAUUAUUGGUAAGCCAGUAACUAUCGGACAAAAUGAAACAAUUUCAAUUGUCAGCCAGUCAAAUCUAUCUAAUAACUCAAACUACAUAGUAACUAUGAGCCCAUCGAAUGGAGACAGAUUAAAAUCUAGUGAGCCUCCAGCACUGCAAGCUACAUCACUGCAGCAAGCCAAACCUACAAUGUCACAAAAGAGUUUUGUAAUGGUCAGCGCGAAUAAUGAAAAAAUGUCUCUGUCACAACAGUCUCAAAAAUUUAUAAUAGCAUCUUCAACUCCUCAACUAGGCAAUCAAAAAGGUGGAAAAGUAAUAACGCUCCCAAGAAAUCAAACGCCUAUGUUAUCACAGCAAAAACAAAUUUUAACAAAUGUUAUUGUUCAGCAGCAGAAAGCAAAAUCUGGACAGCAAAUCAUGCUUUCUGCAAACAAUACACAAAAGAUUCCAAUUUCAAUCAACUCCUCAGUUCAAACGUCUUCGACACCAACGACAAUUAUUCAGAUUCAACAACCAUCAACUUCAAUAACAAAUUCAAAUCUAAAUUCAACAAAAUCUACCGUUUUCCAAUUAAGACAACUUAAACAAGAUGGUAGUCAACAAACUAUGAUUUUGAAACCUCAAAUAAUCAAAAAUGUUGGUUCGAAUAGUGACUUGCCAGCUCCUCCAUUGAUUGUGAAUAAAAUUUUGAAAUCAACUGCUAACUCAGUUUUACAAGGAUCUCAAAUAAUAACAACAACAGCUCAAAAAAUGUCAACAGAAACAACAAACAGUCCAAUAUUUGCUCGAGUUGUUUCUUCAGGUGGUCGACAACUGAUAGAUGGAAUUAUGCCGAAAAAUGCUGGAACAUUCAAAUUAGCAGGAGCCGGUGGAGUUCAACAAAAUGUGCUUCAAAUUUCUGGUUCACCCCAAUACACAGUAGUUUCCAAAGGAAAAACUAUUGUGUCACCAAGCACAAAAAUCACAACUUCUAAAUCCAAUACAACGACAAAUCUGACACCAACUCAAAAUAUAUUGAUAACCAGCCAUACAAAUAAUAGCAAUCAGGCAAUCAUGCAAUCAUCAUCUCAUGUUCAACAUCAACCACUUAAGAUUGUUCAAGGUGGAACAAUAACAGCACAACAAUUGCUAAAUGCUAAACUUAUUAAUGUUCAAGCAUUGGGAAAUAAAGGUUUUAAACCAUCCAGUGGUAUUAAGAUGCUGAAUAGUCAAGGAUAUAUAACAAAUUUAGGAACUAAAACUGGUGGUGUUCCAAUAAUAAUUGCUGGAAAAAGCACAAAUCAAGCUUCGACUAACCAAACUGGACAAGGAAUAGUUUUGCAAGCAAAUUCUUCGCAAAAUAAUACUUUCAUUCUGAAUUCGAACCAAACAACAUUAAAAAUGCAAGGAAAUAUUAUUAGCCAGCCCCAGCAAACAGUUGUAUUAGGAAAUCAAGUACUAAAAGUGCAGUCAUUGAAUCAAAUGCAAGCUCAGAAGCAAAGCACAUCUUCAGCUAAGUCAAAUACAGAAACUGUUGUUUUAGCAACCAAUUCUGGAAAAAAUCAGACAAUCAACAACCCAUCGUCACCUAAUCAAGACGGAAAACAGAUGAGUGUAACAAAUUCAUCAGGACAACAAAUUAUUUUGGGAUCUACACUCAAAGUCUUGAAGAAUAUGAUCAGUAAGAACAAUAAUAUGAGUCAACAAACAGCGAGAGUUGUUUUAACGCCAUCUUCUGGUUCACAAGGAGGCCAAUUUGCUCAACAAAUCAUUCUUCCAGCAAACUUUCAGGGAAUUAAAACACUUAAAGUGAUUCAACAAGCUCGAUUAGUACAGAAUAAUGUAGGCAAUACAAGUGGAGUGGCUGAUAACAAAACAGUUACGCUAGCAAAUAAUCAAGACGAAGGAACAAAUGAGUAGAAUUAUCAAUUGGAGUCUAAACUUACUUGGACCAAUAUAUAUUUUCGAGGACUUAUAAUUAUUAAUACUAAUUCAAGGUGUAAAAAUCUCAAAAUAUUUUUUAUAUUUUUUCCUGCAUUAUAAAAUAUAAGCCUUUUUUUUUUGAAAAAAAAAAACUAAUAUUAUUAAUUGAUUCAUUAUAAUGUUAUAAGCAGU